Molecule: messenger RNA, 1938 nt
Organism: Rhododendron vialii
Lineage: Eukaryota; Viridiplantae; Streptophyta; Magnoliopsida; Ericales; Ericaceae
Product: protein NRT1/ PTR FAMILY 2.6-like
Exons: 5
Coding region: 28-1722 (564 amino acids)
Biological process (GO): transmembrane transport; oligopeptide transport
Cellular component (GO): plasma membrane
Molecular function (GO): transmembrane transporter activity
Source: RefSeq, a predicted model, not a curated record
CAAGUUAAACUCAGAACGCCGAGUCCCAUGGGCAUGGAAGAAGGCUCAGCCUCCAGCGAUGGAGAGGUUCGACUGUCGUCCAUGGCCUCCGAUGGCAAGCAGCGAGGUGGCUGGAUCACGUUUCCUUUCAUCAUAGCAACCGUCGCGGGAUUAACGCUGGCGUCGGGAGGAUGGAUGUUCAACUUUAUAGUGUUCAUGAUUGGGGAAUUCAACGUGAAAAGCAUUGAUGCCGCUCAAAUCUGGAACGUUGUCAAUGGCUGCACUACCAUGUUCCCAAUCCUCGGAGCAAUUGUUGCCGACUCCUUUCUGGGAAGCUUCUCGGUCAUCUUGAUUUCUUCUGUCUUCUCUCUCCUGGGUAUAAUCCUUCUACUCAUCUGUUCCACAAUCGACUCCCUGAGGCCUCCACCAUGCGAUCCAAACGGACCCGCCUCCUGCAUCUCGCCAUCAAGACUCCAACUCUCAAUCCUGUAUCUAGCCAUAACCCUUGCCACGAUAGGCGUCGGAGGCACGCGCUUCACCCUCGGCUCAAUGGGUGCCGAUCAAUUCGACCACCCAAAACACCAAUGGAGCUUCUUCAACUGGUACAUGUUCACAAUGUACACCACAAUAGUGUUGAGCACCACGGCCGUUACCUACGUGGAAGACGACGUGAGCUGGGGGUGGGGGUUUGGCAUUUGUGUUGCAGCUAACGUAGCUGGGUUGGUUGUUUUUGUGGCGGGGAGCCGGUUUUACCGUCGUGUUAAGCCGAAGGGGAGCCCGUUUACAGGCUUGGCUCGGGUGGUUGUUGCGGCUUUUCGGAAGAGGAAUGUGGUGGUUUCCAACAAAAGUGAAGAUUAUUACUAUGGAGCAGAUGAUGGACAGGUAAAUGUGGUUGCUGCAACAGUACCUAGUGGUACUUUCAAGUUUCUGAACCAGGCAGCACUAAAAACAGAAGGAGAUAUCAAACUUGACGGCUCAAUUGCAAAAGUAUGGAGGCUAUGCACACUACAACAAGUAGAAGAUCUGAAAACCCUAAUCAAACUAUCCCCACUUUGGUCAACCGGCAUUUUGUUGAGCAUCCCUCUCGCGGUCCAAACCAGCUUAGCCACCCUCCAAGCCAUCACCAUGGACCGCCACCUUGGCCCCCACUUCAAAAUUCCACCAGGUUCAAUGUUAGUAUUCUUACCCAUCUCCACUACCCUCACCAUAAUCUUCCUAGACCAGUUCUUGUACCCCGCGUGGCAAAAGGUCAUCGGCUGGUUUCCCCCACCACUCCAACGGAUAGGAAUCGGCCACGUGUUAUGUGCCCUGAGCAUGGCGGUUUCAGCUGUGGUGGAAUCAAAUCGGUUAAAAAGGGCUCACAACGUUGGUGCAAAUUCAACUGUUCCUCUAUCGGCCUUAUGGCUAGUACCACAACUAGCCCUAGCCGGAAUAGGGGAGGCAUUUCAUUUUCCAGGAAAUGUUUCGUUGUUUUAUCAGGAAUUUCCGGUUGCACUGAAAAGUACGGCGACAGCAAUGGUGGCUAUGAUGCUAGCUCUAGCUUAUUACCUGAGCACGGCUGUGGUGGGGAUAGUCCAGAGAGAGACGAAUUGGUUGCCGGACAAUAUAAAUGAGGGGAGGAUGGAUAAAGUGUAUUGGGUGAUGUUUGGGCUUGGGGGGAUUAACUUUGUGUAUUACUUAGUAUGUGCUUGGUUUUACAAGUAUCAAGGUCUUGCCAAGGCAGCGGAGGGGAAUAAAGCUUGAUUCCUUAAAUGUAUUUGCUGGUUUGUAACAUUUAUCUGUCAAUAUUCAAUUUACGGUCUUUCUAUCGUCAGUCCACUACUGGAUUGACAAUAAAUACACAAGAAGGCAAAUAAAACAUGUAUUCUUGGGUACUUUUUUAUACUUUUUAAUACAUAUUCAUACACUUAUUAUUGUCAGCGUGUGAUCAUAUGUGAAUAUUCCAAUGGUGAUAUCAAA